AUGCGCUACGAGCUACGCAAUGCGCGAACCGUAAGCUGUCUUCUACUCCCGGCGCAGCGUUUGAACUAUAAGCAGAUGACAACACGCUUUCCGCACCUAAAGGGACUUCCAAUAGAAGAUUACGAUCUAGUACGACCAAAGCUCUUGAUCGGACUGGACAACCUUCGUCUCGGGGUUCCGCUGCGGUUGCGUGAGGGAGGACCGUUUGAUCCUAUUGCCGCUAAGUGCCGAUUAGGUUGGGCAGUAUAUGGCGCAUCAACGAAGACGCUACCGAGUGCGAGUGUUAACUUCCACGCGGCUGCGUCGCCUACCGUGGAUGAUUUGCUAAACGAACAGCUUCGGGAUUAUUUCACUAUGGAAGAAAACGGAACUACUAAUCCAGGACAGACAAUUGAAUCAGACGAGGACAAAAGAGCGAGGCAAUUACUGAGGGAUACAACGAGGCGUACAAAAGCUGGUUUCGAGUCUGGUCUUCUAUGGAAAGUUGACGAUCCGAAGUUCCCGAAUACGUAUCCAAUGGCCAUUCGUCGGAUGAAAGCGUUGGAGAAGAAGUUGCAGGGAAAUGCUGCGUUAAAGCAACGAGUUAGCGAACAAUUAUGCGACUACGAACGAAAGGGCUAUAUACGCAAAAUCAGCCAGUCAGAAGCCAACUCCAUUGAUAAUCGAAAGACUUGGUUCCUCCUUUUAGGAAUCGUCAUCAAUCCGAAGCCGGGAAAAGUUCGGUUGAUUUGGGACGCUGCGGCAAAAGUUGGUACAGUGUCCUUCAAUUCGUGUUUGCUAAAAGGGCCUGAUCUUCUAACGCCUCUGCCAAAAGUACUCAGCAGUUCCCGAUUGUUUCCCGUGGCAGUUUCAGGGAACAUCAGGGAGAUGGUUUUACAAAUAAAACUGCAAGUUAGCAACAAGUACACCCAAAUGUUUGUAUAUCGCCACAAGCCUGAGGACCCGGUCCAAAUCUACGCUAUUGAAGUCACCAUGUUUGGUUCCACGUGCUCUCCGUCUACGGCGCAUAUCGUCAAGAAUGCAAACGCCCAGCAGUACGCGCCACAUGUAUCGAUGGCAAUCAUCGAACACCAAUAUGUGGACGACUACCUGGACAGCUUCAUGACAGUAGACGAAGCUACACAGGUGGUAAACGAAGUCAAACUUGUCCACUCAGAUGGCGGAUUCGGAAUACGCAACUUUCUGUCGAAUGAAGGCGAAGUACUGAGGAGAACUGGGGAGAUCGAACCAGAUUCACCCAAAGAUUUUGCUCUUAUGCGUGCAGAAACUACUGAAUCAGUGCUCGGGAUGAAGUGGAUCACAGCCGAAGAUGUCUUCACAUACAGUUUCGCUAUGCGCGACGAUCUACUGCAUAUUCUCGAUGAAGAUCACAUCCCGACGAAGCACGAAGUCCUGAAAGUGGUCAUGAGCCUUUUUGAUCCCUUGGGAUUCCUGUCUUUCUUCUUAGUCCACGGUAAGGUAUUGAUGCAGGACAUUUGGGCAUCGGGAAUCGGCUGGGAUGAACCAAUCGGCGGGCAGCUCCACACCCGUUGGCGUCUAUGGACCAACUACUUGCCGCAAUUGGACACACUGCGGAUUCCUCGAUGCUAUUUUCGUGCUCCGUUCCCCACCAACUUCGACGGAGUAGAACUCCAUGUGCUCGUCGAUGCUAGUGAUUCCGCGUACGCUUGCGUUGCAUAUUACCGCCUCGAAACGCAGAAUGGAAUUCAUGUAGCCCUGAUCUGUUCGAAAAACAAGGUGGCACCUCUCAAGGUACUAUCGAUCCCUCGCCUGGAGUUGAAAGCAGCGGUCUUGGGAGUUCGGAUGCUGGAGUCAGUGCAUAGCUAUCACACCUAUCCUAUUUGUCGACGGUUCCUCUGGAGCGAUUCAAGUACUGUGCUGGCAUGGAUUCAGUCUGAACAUCGCCGAUACAAUAAAUUCGUUGCCGUUCGCAUUGGCGAGAUUCUAACAGCAACCGAUGCCCGCGAAUGGAGAUGGGUUCCCUCCGGUCUAAACACGGCAGAUCUCGCCACUAAGUGGAAGAAUGGGCCAGAUUUCUCGCCGAAUACUCCUUGGUUCAACGGACCGUCGUUCCUUCAGAGGACUUCUGGCCUCAGCAAGUGCAACCAAUAA
Molecule: messenger RNA, 2112 nt
Organism: Armigeres subalbatus
Lineage: Eukaryota; Metazoa; Arthropoda; Insecta; Diptera; Culicidae
Exons: 1
Coding region: 1-2112 (703 amino acids)
Source: RefSeq, a predicted model, not a curated record